UUCUCUUUUCUUCCUUCCCCUGUUUUCACCAUUUCCUUCCUCUCUCGUACUUUCAGGCUUUCAGCUACCCUACUCUUCUGUUCAUCAGAUUCCUAGAAAACCGAUUCCUUACCUUUUAUGUUUUUAUUUCCUGUUGUAGUCAAAGACAGAACUGAACUGAACUGAAACUGAAGUCAGUUUAAGUUAGCUGGGAUUGGAAUCGGAUUUCUAGUUCCUGUUCUGGGGAUUUUUCACUGACCCCAAAAAAAAAAAGAACCCAUUUCAAUGGCUGCUGCUUCUAAGGAGCAAAUGGAAGGCACGAAUCUGAACUCCUUUGGUAAAGCUUGUGAUUUCGGUACCAAUGGCUGCGAACAAUCUGAAACGGAUAUCCGGAUGCAGGAGCUGUAUUCAUUUGGGAGUGAUAAUGUGCCCAAGGUGAGGAAGCCUUACACUAUUACAAAACAAAGGGAAAAAUGGACAGAUGAAGAGCACCAGAGAUUCCUGGAAGCUCUAAAGCUGUAUGGUCGUGGCUGGCGUAGAAUACAAGAGCAUGUAGGCACCAAAACUGCUGUUCAAAUCCGAAGCCAUGCUCAAAAAUAUUUCUCUAAGGUGGUCCGGGAGCCUGGUGGUAGCAACGAGAGCUCCCUCAAACCAAUUGAGAUACCUCCUCCUCGUCCAAAGAGGAAACCUGCACAUCCUUACCCUCGUAAACCAGUCAAUGUCCUUGAAGGUACAGGAGCCUCCAGUCAACUUGAAAGAUCUCCAUCCCCUAAUUCGUCAGUGUCAGAGAAAGAAAACCAAUCUCCCACCUCCGUUUUAUCUGCUUUGGCUUCAGAUACAUUUGGAUCUGCACUUUCAGAGCCGUGUAAUGCAUGCUCUUCACCUACCUCAUGUACCACUGAAAUGCACUCUAUUAGUUUAUCACCUAGUGCAAAAGAAACUGAACAUGGAACAUCAAAUUCAUCUGGAGAGGAAAAAGGAAAUUUGUCAUUGGUCCAAAUGUCUUUGUCACUCCUGGAGAAUUUUUUGUCCGAGGUUAAGAAAUUUGAGCUGGGUUCAAAGAACACAGUAUGUGCUGAACAUGAUGCCGCCAAAAAAGCAUCUUCCGCUAGUAUAAAGCUUUUUGGAAUGACAGUGAAGAUAGUAGAUUCACAGAAAGAAUCUCCUCCAGGUGCGGAAAUUGUUUUGCCAGUGAUAUCCAAUGAGAAUCAUGACAAUGUUGAUGCUGACAAAGAGAAGCCUGCUCACACACUGCAGUGGAAACAAUCAGACACAGAGUUAUCACUUGGAAUGGCAAAUAGUAACCAGAAUCUGUGGCCAUCUCCAGCUUCAGUUUUUCAAUGCACAGAACUGCAGGGAGACAAUGCAAGUUAUUUUGCAACUAACUCUUCCAUACCUUGGUGGGCCCUUUGCCAAGGUGUGCCAUUCUUGUACCUCACAUCAAAUGACCAUACCUCAGCACAGAAACCUAUACCUUGUGUGGAAGAAAGAUUUGAAGAAAAAGAAAUUCUUAAUGAAAGGUCUUGUACCAGUUCAAACGUGUUUUCAGUAGGUGAUUUGGAGAACGGGGAGAGGAAUUUGGAUGUUGAUUCUCAAUGUGGACAACCUUCUGUUGAGGGAACAUCCAGCCUCCAGAAGAGCACAAGGGGGUUUGUGCCAUAUAAAAGAUGUUUAGGAGAGAGAGAUGUGAAAUCAACAGUGAUUAUAUCAGAAGAGCGAGAGCGACAGAGAGCUCGAGUAUAUUCGUAGCAUUCAUUAACCGGUUAAAGAGCUGACUUAGAUUGGAUGAGGGUGCUAUAGCGUAAUUAAGAUGAUCACUGACAGAGAUUUUAGUAAACACACCUGGGAUACCAUUUGCUUCUCUUUCAGUUUAUCCACGGAGCUCCCUUCAAGUCACCAUAUGUGCUGGCAUAUAAGAGAUGCUUCUGGAUGCAAAUGAUGCUCAUUGAUUGCAGCACAUUUCUACAGUUUCAUGUCGCAAUUGUUUCAGAAGUGGAGCAAUCGGGGGUGCUUCUGGAAGCUCUUCGAGGAGUUAAUAAAUCACACAGGUUUCAUCAUUCUUAUCCAUAUUUCAGAACUUGAAUUGUCACACCAGACGAUAAAAGAAGAGUUGCAUUUAUGUCCAUUGCUAUUGAUAGUGCUAGUGGCUCGUCAUUCACUGUUGCAGUUGUUUCAGACUUUAAUUUAUUUCUGCACUUCAUUGUAAUCUUGUAUGUGCCGGUGUAACUGCCCUUGCUUGCAAUCUAUGUAAUCCAAAGUCGAUUCAUCA
Messenger RNA from Populus nigra (black poplar), 2248 nucleotides. Its product is annotated as protein REVEILLE 7-like. The transcript has 7 exons. Gene Ontology annotation, molecular function: DNA binding. The coding region runs from base 265 to 1728 and encodes 487 amino acids. NCBI's taxonomy places the organism in Eukaryota, Viridiplantae, Streptophyta, Magnoliopsida, Malpighiales, Salicaceae. The record is from RefSeq and is a predicted model, not a curated record.